UCAGUGAAUAAUAAGGUGUCAGGGCAGGGAAUUGUAUGUAACAGCCAGGCCUCAUGUUAGGGCCCCAUACAGCAAUAGUAGCUGCAGUGCCCUGUUGGCAGCGCUGUGUACAGCACGAGAAGGCUGGUGGAGAGGAAUCAGCACAGCGCUACAUGCCGCCCAGUCUCCUCCUCCAGGAUGAUGGUGACUGGGGUGAUGAUGAUGAUGAGGGGGAGGAGGAGACAUGUGAUGGGGAUGAUGGUGCUGCUGGAGGAGGAUGCAGGUUGGCUGCCGUGCUCCGUGCAGUGCACACACAGCAGUACAGGGCUUCUGGCAGCUCCUCGCCCACAACGGUAGCCUCUCACAAGAGCUGGUCAGACAAGGCUAGGGAGUGCCUGGCAGCUACAGCCCUCUUCCUCAAUGUCUCCCCUGCGAGGCUGCUUCUCCUCCCCGGUCCAGCUGCGCCCUCCACUCAUCCCCAGGCCAUCGCUGCUUGGCCUCUUGCUGCUCGAACUCCUUGUGCUGCUUCUGGAGGAGGAGGAGCAGCUGUCUGGGAGCCCUGGGACUCACACGUCUCCCUCUUCCUCUAGCACCUUGCCGGCCGAGGAGCACAAUGAAGGCAGAGAAGGAGGACCUGUCAAUGAUCAACCUGUCAGUACAGCAGGUACUGAGCCUGUGGGCACACGGGACGGUGCUGAGGACCCUGACCGAGAUGUGGUAUUGGGUUUUCCUAUGGGCCCUCUUCUCUUCUCUCUUUGUCCAUGGAGCAGCGGGAGUUCUGAUGUUUGUGAUGCUACAGAGGCACAAACAGGGGAGGCUGAUAUGUGUGGUCUUGGUGAGCAUUGGGUUCCUAGCUUCUGUCACCGGAGCAAUGAUAACUAGUGCAGCAGUUGCAGGCAUUUAUCAAGUUGCAGGAAAGAACAUGGCACCCCUAGAAGCUUUAGUGUUUGGCGUUGGACAGACAGUGCUGACUGUAAUCAUUUCAUUUUCACGUGUUAUUGCCACACUAUGAGACUAGUGGAAGAAUGCGAAAGAAUGGUUCCAAAUGGAUCUGUUUAAAAGGAAAGCAACUGCACAUCUUUUGUUAUGUACAUAAUGUUGUAGUGCACACCACUACCCAUUGUGUAAUCAUAAAUAAUGAUAAUUUGGAGAGUGACCCGCAGCAGAACUUCAUAUUUAAGGGGGAAGAUCAUCUCUUCAGAAAAAGUGGCUUCCGAUUGCUAAGCUGUUGCACUAAUAAAUUGUCUAGCACCUCACGUGCCUCAGUCACAGGCAAGGAGCAGUACAUUUUCUACAGUGCGGUAGGAAGGAGCACCUUGCUGAACUAGUUUGGCCAUUUAGUCCUCUAGUGAUGUGAGCAUGGCAGUGGCGUACAGUGUUCUCCUUACGAUAAAAUUGAGAUGAGAUUUUUGAUUUGGAUACCAAAUAGUCACAUAAUCUUUUUGGGAGUAAUCUGAUCAUCAGAUAUUUACUACAAGAGGUUCUUCUGAGGUACACUGACAUUGAAGAGCCCAGGACACUGUACCACUGUUGUGGAUAAAAGGCAAUGGCUUGUAUGUGCCAAAUUGUUUUUCUAUGUCAUUUUUUAUGAUUUUCAUUUUCGAUGAUGACUUGCUGAUUAUUGGUGAUAUGAUUGUUUGAAAGUGAUAAGUAUCAAGCAGUAUUUCACAUCAUUGUCAACCUUGAAACUUGUCUGAAAAAUAAGUAAAAAUGUUUCAUGACUUUAGUUAAAAUUCAUCUGAUAGAAUUUAUCAGUAUAUUGCACUGGUAUGUAGCAGCAUAGUGACUAGAACUGCUAGGAUUACGAACAAAGGCUCAGAUCCCAUACAUUUAAACCUUUGCAUUCAUAGGUUGACAAACAACUUUCCGUUUUCUCCAUUCUUAGCAAAGAACAUUAUACGAUCAUUAUAAAUGUGAAUACUAUCCUCGAAGCUUUGAUUCCUAUAAGUGUAACGUGUGUUUUACACUUUAUUUUCAUUUGUAUGAAGGGAUGAGAUCAAGAAACUUUGUUUUUAGAUGCUAUCUCCAGCCAUGAGUCUGCAGAAACAAUAAUAUAGAUCCAGCUCAUGAAAUUGUAAAACGUAAGGAAAAUGUGCUGAUGAGCAUUGUGCACUAUUAAUAUAUCACAAUGAUAUUUGCCAUUCUUACUAUAUAUCCUCUCUGAGGUUCUCUAAAUGCAUGUUUAACAAAAUGCCUGUUUUAUAUGCUGUUACUGCCAGUAUUUAAUUCAAAAUAAGAUGACAGUGCUACAUACAGUACUAUAAUGAUUGAAAAUGUAUGUUUACCUAGAAAUUGCCCUUUACAUGUUACAUAUAGUAUAGUUUAUGUCAUAAAACAUUUUUUCUAGUGCACGACAUCUUGUAGUGAUCCUGACAUACUCCAUGUUUUGGAGUCCAGAAUGAUCCUGCAGGCUUUGGAGAACAAAUCUUCCAGCAUUCUUUGCCUGCUCUGGCUUGGUAUGCAUUCUACUUAAGGCUCAGUUAAACUCCUUGUAGACAGUUUCCAAUAACCUAUAUUAUAUGUAGUCCUAGGUUAUCAUACAAAAGUUAUCAAGUAAAACCUAAGUAAUGUAGAGACAUUUAGCUUUAUAUAGAAUGUUUGUGUGUGCAUGUUUAUGAGGAAAUAGGGAGAGAUAGCUGCUGACUGAUGCAGAUGAUGUGUAUGUCAUAUGUAAUGCCAGUGUUAGAUGUGUAUGUACCAUGUGAUUUUUGCCCCACACAAAGACCCAUCUCUACGUUAAAAGCCUAAAGGAAAUGGUGACUGGAAAGGCAUAAGUGUUCUCUUUAUUCUGUUGAUAACUGAAGGUUCCAGCUCCCAGACCCUUCCUGUUCAUAUCUUCUGACAAUCCUGUGAGACUUGUUAGAGAGUUGCUAAAAUUGGAGAAUUGCUUUCUAUACUGGAUUAAAUAUGGAGGAUGUAUGUAACGUAAAGCCUAAAGGGGGUAUUUAUUGAAACCAGCAUCUCAGAUGCCAGUAGGGUUGCCACCCAGCCUGUAUUUUACCAGCACAGCCGGUAUUUUAAUGCAUCUGCAGGUAAUUUUGUAGAAAAAAUAUGCAAAAGCCGGUAUUUAUUAGUAAAGAGCCCCUGGCCACUGCGGACAGAAUCAAAUGAUGCACCCUUAGCCCCACUGCCCUGGCCCUACAAAAGAGUAUAGCAGGGGGAGGGGGGGGGAAUCAAAAUGGUUAAAUGGUUAUGGCACAGAUUGGUGGGAAGGGGCGAUAAAUCAAUUGGAAUGGUUAUGAUAUGGGAUUCAGAGCGGGGAGGGAUCAAUUGAAAUGAGUAAAAGAGUAUGGCAAGGAGGGAAUGAACUGGAAUGAUGGCACAGGGGGGAUGAAUAUGAUGUCACGCAUAUAUAAUUAAUCAUGCAAAUUAGAAUGGCAGGUAUUUUGGGGCAAGAAAGGUGCCAACCCUAGAUGCCACUCUUAAAGAGGACCAGUGGCAAGCCCAAAAGAAAUAAGAUUACAUUAUUAUUAAAAUGCUUAGGGUACACUGGUCAAACACUUUUUUUGACGGUCUCUUGCCUUUCAUUUCCUGGCAAUUCAGAGAAUUAGUCAGAUUGGGGUGAACCUAAUUUUAAUAAUAGGAGUGAGUAUUAGGCCAUGAACGUGAUUAUACAGUCAGGGAGUAUGUAUUAAGUAUACACGCCCUUCAGUGUAAAGCAUAGCCACACCCUGACCUACCUAUCACCUGAUAUUCUCUCCCAUUAUUAAAAUUAGUCAGUCAAAUGUUGUGAGGUGUUCCCAAUAUAUGUGACUAGUAUCCACCAAAAGUGGCUCAAAGAAGGACAACUAGUAAUAGUGUCAGGGGUGACCAAGGCUUAUUGAUACAAGUAGGGAACAAAGGCUAGCCUAUCUAGCGCAGUGCCACAGAAGAGCUUCUGCAUCACAAAUUACUGAAAAUUUUACUGUUGGCUGUGCUAGAAUAAAGAAAGAAUACAUAGUUCAUGGGGUUGCGUAACACACAGUAUUAUUCAGGCAGUUUUGAUGGUAUGAUUGAUUAUUGUAGACAGGGGAAAAUGUAGGAAUACCUGAGCAGAAGAAAAGUUGACCAGUUGCCCAUAGCAACCAUUAAGAUCUCUUCUUUCACUUUUAAAAAGGCCUCUGAGAGAUAAAAGAAGCAAUCUGAUUAGUUACUAUGGUCAACUGGUCAACUUUUCCCCUGCACAAGUUUUGAUAAAUAUCCCUCAUAAGACAUUGUAGUUCUAAAACGUUGAUGUACCAUUAUAUCAGUGGUCGCUGGAAUAUAUUAGAUAUUUUAUUAUUGAACAACUUCAGUGUUCUCUGUCAAUCUGAAAUGUUAAUAAACCUUAAAUAGGCACUGUCGUUGAAAUAGGCACUGACAAGCUUUGUAUAGUACAAGUGAAUCUAAGAAACUUAUAGUAAUAUAUGUUAGACAAAAAUGUUUCUUUUUCUUGUUUUUAAACAUUUUCCCUCCCUCUCCUGCUUCUUAAAUUGUCUUCUCUGAAAAUCAGCUCAGCUUUGUCCUGUCUCUGCAAGACAAGCAAUACAAGUCUAUGAAGGGGGAGGAGGGAGCUCCAACCACCAGCUCUGGGAGAACUGCAAAUAUAGAUGAAGCCUGCAGAGCAGAAAUCUGCUAAGAGAUACCAUAUAAAAGUUAUAUAAUGGCGAGAAAUGGUGCUGCUCCUCAUGUACACACACAUGGCAGCUUAUCCUGAAAAGUCACCAUGUAUACCUUAAACCUGAAUAUUUAGAGAGAAAAAAAAGGUUUCGGCUUUUGUAGGAAGAAUAUGUGUGCACAAUUAUUGGGCAAAUGUUAGUGUGCUUAAUUUUUAUGCAACUAACUGAAAAGCAAAAAAUAUCCCAUCUCACUUGUUUAUUUUUAUGUGUUAACUACUUUAGGACAUGGACCAUGUUGGCCUUCCGGAUACAGGCAAUUUUCAUUUUUGUGUUUUCAUUUUUUCCUCCUUGUCUUUUAUCUACAGAAUCUAUUUGAGGGCUUGCUUUUCACACAACCAAUUGUACUUUUAAUGAGACCUUUCAUUUUACAACAAAAUGUACGGUGGGAAAAAAAACAAAACAAUUUUGCACAUUUUGGGGGACUUUGUUUUUAUUUAGUGCACUUUAUGGUAAAAAUUACAUAAAAAAUUCUCUUAAUUCUGUAAGUCAAUACAAUUAAAACAAUACUGAUUUUCUAUAGUUUUUCACUAGUUUUUCUAUAGUUAAUUUUUUUUUUCAUUUUACCUCUUUUUACAAAAAUCUGUAUGCUUAAAAUUUUCCAGUUUUGACCCAUAUAACUUUUGAUUUUUUUUGGAUAUGGGGCUGUAAUCUGCAGUUUUUAUUCAUAGCAUUUUUGUUUUGGUGGAACUUUUUGAUCACUUUUUAUAAAUUUUCUUCUGAUAUGUGAUGUGACCAAAAAUCAGCAUUUUUGGUGUUUAGCAUUUUAAAACGUUUAUAAUAUUCAUGCAUUUAUGUUGAUCAUCAACUUAUUUUAACAGUUCAGGCAAUUCUGGAGGCAGCAAUACCAGAUAUGUUUAUUUUUUUUGUCAAAUAAGAAAAGGAUGGUGAUAUAUUAAAAAAUAUAUAAUAAUUAUUUAUUUUACCCUUUUUAAGUCCCCAUAGGACUUUUAUAUGCAGUCAUUAGCAUAGCAUAGCAUUGGAUAGCAGUGAACAGUAAGAUCGGGGCUUCACUGAUACAGCCUGACUCUGCCAGACUGCAUCAUUAGAGCGUUGAUUUCAUACACUCAUGUUGCAAGGGGUCCGAUAAGCAUCUUCCAUUAUUCCUUUAGAUGCGGUGAUCGGCUUUGAUCAUGGCAUCUAAAGGAAUAAUGAAUGAUAUCGUCCCUCACCACCUAUAAAGCAAGCGCAGCUCCUCCUCUUGUUUCAUAGAUAUGUAUUGACGCAAAUACAUAUAUGCCCUUGGUUGCUAACUGACUGAUCAGGGCAAUGUCCGGCAUUAACCCUUUAGAUUGCGGUGUCUAAAUGCGGUAAAUUUCAUUUCCGGCUAGCUUAGUGAGCUGAUUGGGACCACCGGGUCAAAAUAGCAGGGUCCCGAUUAGCAAAGAGGAUGGCGGAAGGUCCCUUACCUGGAUUCUCGCCAUCCGAUCCCGGCUCCCUUACUACAGGGAGCCAUGGCAGCCUGUAGUAAUGGUGCGCCAAUAACACUGAUAAAUGCUGUUCUGUCGAACAGUAUUGUUCAGUGUUUGCAAUCUGAAGAUUGCAAGUUAUAGUCCCCUAAAGGGACUGAAAAAUAGUUUAAAAAAAAGUUUACAAUUUCUUUUUUUAAAUGUGAAUAAGCCUCUCCCCUUGUAAAAGUUUUAAUCGCUCCCCUUUUCCAAUUCUAAAAAUAAAAACAUGUAAACAAAAAUGGUAUCACGGUGUGUGAAAAUGUCCUGGUAAAAAAUAUUGUUAUGCCAUGGUCAAUGGCAUACACGUAAAAAAAAAAAAGGCCAUAAUUGUGUAUUUUUGGUCACUUCAUAUACCAUAAAAAAAUGAAUAAAAAACAAUCAAAAAGUCCCAUCAAAACAAAAAUUAUGCUGAUAAAAACUACAAUUGAAGUAGCACAGGUCUCGGUAUUCAAGCAGCAA
Molecule: messenger RNA, 6523 nt
Organism: Hyla sarda
Lineage: Eukaryota; Metazoa; Chordata; Amphibia; Anura; Hylidae
Gene: TMEM170B
Product: transmembrane protein 170B
Exons: 3
Coding region: 593-991 (132 amino acids)
Biological process (GO): negative regulation of canonical Wnt signaling pathway
Cellular component (GO): plasma membrane
Source: RefSeq, a predicted model, not a curated record